This is a messenger RNA of Morus notabilis, 3581 nucleotides long. Its product is annotated as disease resistance protein RPM1. The record is from RefSeq and is a predicted model, not a curated record. Gene Ontology annotation, molecular function: ADP binding. NCBI's taxonomy places the organism in Eukaryota, Viridiplantae, Streptophyta, Magnoliopsida, Rosales, Moraceae. The transcript has 3 exons. Bases 267 to 3314 code for a protein of 1015 amino acids. Gene Ontology annotation, biological process: defense response to other organism.
UGUUCAAGGAAAGAAUUUGAUAAGUGCUUUACUUUUUCUUUCUUGUCUUGAACAGAAUAUACUUUUGCUUGGCGGAGGAGAAAUGUGCAGAAUCAAGUGUCUGAUUCUCCAUUAGUCCAAUGCAGCAAGUUUAUUCCUCCAAAACUCUCUAAUCUUUAUUGGCUAGUGAUCUGUUUUUGCUAGCUCACUGCACCACGAUCCUCAAACAUUACAGCAAGCCUGACAGCUUUCUGUUUCUUGCUUGAUCAGGUUGCAGUGAAGAAUUAAUGGCGGAGACUUUCUUGAGCCCUAUCAUCGAGAAAUUGACCGAGCUACUAAUUGAAGAAGGGUUCUCAUUAAAAGGCGUCCGCAAAGAAGUCAAGAGUUUGAAAGAUGAACUGGAGAUCAUCGAGCCUUUCCUUAAAGAUGCAGAGGCAAAGGUGGAGAAAGACAAAGGGUUUGAUGCAUCAAAAGCAUGGCUGGGGCAAAUACGAGAAGAAGCCGAGCGAAUAGAGGAUUUGGUUGAUGAUUACGUUUAUCGCAUAGAACAUCAUUGCUAUGAAGGUGGAUUCAUGGGAGCUCUUCGAAAAGCAUGUCAUUGUAUCAAAGCGUUAAAGGCACGUUAUGACAUUGCAUCGGAGAUUCAAGAUAUUAAAGAGUCAUUGCAGGGAAUCAAGGAUAGAGGUGUUGGAUAUGGAUUAAGACCUUUGGAGCAGGGAUCAAGUAGCAAACCAACAAAUGGAGAACGACAAGACCCUCGUCUUGGAUCUCUUUUCAUGGAGGAAGAUGAGAUUGUUUGUAUUGAUGAUGCAUCCGAGGAACUUAUGAGAAUGUUGAUUGAUGGAGAAUCCAUGCGCUCCGUGAUUUCAUUGGUAGGUCAAGGUGGAAUUGGCAAGACGACUCUUGCCAGGAAAGUCUACAACGAUGAAGUGGUGAAAGCUCAUUUUGAUUGCCAUGCUUGGAUCACGGUGUCCCAAUCAUACGACAUGAAGAAUCUUUUGAGGAUCGUAUCAAGGCAAGUACGUCUUCCACAAAGAAUAAUUGAAGAAGAAUGCAAUAUUGAUGAGUUGAUAAGUCCACUGAAGCAAUUUUUACAGACAAGGAGGUAUGUCGUUGUUUUCGAUGAUGUUUGGCAAAAUGAUAUUUGGAAUGUUAUGAAAUAUGCUUUGCCAAAUAAUAACAACGGCAGUAGGAUAAUUAUUACAACACGCAAUGAUAAUGUUGCUGCUGUUUCUAAGGAAAACUCUUGCGAUGUUGUGAAAGAGUUACAAAUUUGGUCUUUAGAAAUGGCUUGGCAAUUAUUUUGCAAGAAGGCAUUUCGAAACGACCAGUUUGAGGGGCGUUGCCCGCAAGAGUUGGAGCAAUUGUCGUACGACAUUCUUUGCAAAUGCCAAGGCUUGCCACUUGUUAUUGCAACCAUAGCUGGUGUUUUGUCAACCAAACAAAAGUCUGAAUUUGAGUGGAAAAAUGUGCUCAACAAUCUAACUUCAGAGUUCGAAAAAACAGAUAUUGAAAAGAUUCUCUCCCUUAGUUAUUUUGAUCUUCCUCACCAUCUUAGACGUUGCUUCCUAUAUUUUGGAGUUUUUCAUGAAGAUUAUCGAAUUUAUGAUAAUCAGUUGUAUGGGUUAUGGAUUGCCGAAGGCUUUGUUAAAGCAAGAAGUAACAAGACUCUGGAAGAAGUUGCCGAAGAUUACUUGAAUGAGCUCAUCCAAAGAAAUUUGGUAUUAUUGGAAACAAAAUAUGGAAUAUCUAGAGAAUGUAGAGUCCAUGAUUUGAUGUAUGAGAUCAUCUUAACAAACGCUGGUGAAUGGAGAUUUUGUAAAUCUUUGAAGGGAGGCAAGUCUAGUCUUGCAGAAAGGAGCAGUCGCCUAUCAGUUUAUGGCCCUACAGAGAAUGUUCUGAAAACUGUCGGAGAUUCUCGUAUUCGUUCGGUUUUUCUCUUUGGCACGAAUGAAUUAAGCAAGUCCUUCGUAGUUGGAUUGGGUGAAAAAUGUAAGCUUUUGAAGGUGUUGGAUUUGUCAAAUGCUCCUCUUGAUAAUCUCCCAAAAGAAGUAGGCAAUUUGUUCCACUUGAGAUGCUUACGUUUAAGACGUACAAAGGUGAAAACACUUCCGAAAUCCAUUGGUAAGCUACGCAACCUUCAGACGCUAGAUGUUUCUAAUACAUUAGUGCGGGAGCUACCAAACGAGAUUAACAAACUAACAAAUUUGAGACACGUUUUUGCCUAUUCUCUUGAUAGGCCAACCGAUUUUAGUUUGGAUUGUUUUCGUGGUGUAAAGAUGAAUGAAGGAAUCGGAAGGUUGAUGGAGUUACAAACACUAACGCGUGUUGAAGCAUAUCCCGGAAGAGAAGUUGGUUUCGCGAAAGAGCUACAAAAGCUGAGGAAUAUAAGGUCUUUGAGCAUUUUAAAAGUAACCGCGGAAAUGGGGAUAGCUCUUGGUGCCUCCAUUGAGAAAAUGGACCACCUUAAAGAGUUAACUUUAACUUUAAUCAACGAGGAUGAAGUUUUAGAUUUAAGAUGCAUUUCAUCUCCCCCGCUUUUUUUACGUUGGCUCCAGUUGAAUUGUCGAAUGCAACAGUUGCCGGAUUGGAUUCCAAAGCUUUAUAAUUUGCGGAUGUUGGAUUUAAAGUUCUCAAGGUUAGUUGAUGAACCAUUAAGAUCGCUCAAAGGUUUGCCCAAUUUACUAUUCCUUCGCUUGCUCCAGACAUACGAUGGAGAAGAAUUGCAUUUUGAAGAAGGAGGUUUUCGAAAACUCAAGGAACUUCGAUUAGUGAAGUUGGAAGGAUUAAAAGUGGUGAAAAUAGACAAUGGAGCACUGCCUCUUCUUGAAAAGUUGGAGUUCGGGCCUUUCCCGUUAAUGAUGGAGCCGACGUCUUUCGACAUUCAACAACUUUCCAGUCUCAAAUCACUUGAAAUUCUUGACAUGCCAAGAGAAUUUGUGCUUGGUUUGCAACCAGAUGGAGGACCUUAUUAUAGGAAAAUUCAAUAUGUACCCUCUGUGAAAUUCUGCUACAAAUACAGAGUUGACGGGUACGAUGUGUACAAGCUUGGAAGCUCAGAGGAGAUGGAAAAGUUGGAGUUCGGGCCUUUCCCGUUAAUGAUGGAGCCGACGUCUUUCGACAUUCAACAACUUUCCAGUCUCAAAUCACUUGAAAUUCUUGACAUGCCAAGAGAAUUUGUGCUUGGUUUGCAACCAGAUGGAGGACCUUAUUAUUGGAAAAUUCAACAUGUACCCUCUGUGAAAUUCUGCUACAAAUACAGAGUUGACGGGUACGAUGUGUACAAGCUUGGAAGCUCAGAGUUGUUGCGACGUCUGCAAGAGCAACGCAAUUGAGCUAUGGCACUCUCUGCAGGCAUGUUCUUCUGGAAGCCUACUUUUCUUGUAGGAGUACAUGCAUGCAAAAGGAGCUUGAGGGCAUUGCUCAAACAACGCAGAUGAUUUAUCUGUCCUCUUCAAUGAUUAUGUUAUUACUGAAUUUCUAAAUUAUUCAUGUUUAAUUUCCGUUUGAUGUUUGUAUGGAGAAAAACUCCUAUUGUUGUUUUAAUUUGAGAUGUAUUGCUAAUAAUAAUGAGCCUGAGGGCAUUGCUCAGACCAAGGCAA